This is a messenger RNA of Megachile rotundata (alfalfa leafcutting bee), 822 nucleotides long. Its product is annotated as vegetative cell wall protein gp1-like. The record is from RefSeq and is a predicted model, not a curated record. Lineage: Eukaryota; Metazoa; Arthropoda; Insecta; Hymenoptera; Megachilidae.
AUGGGGGGGUUAGAAGGGGGAGGUGAUAGAAAGAAAGCGGAGGGGACUUAUGUUGGACGAGAACAUCCCGUAUUAGGGGAUAACCGACCUAACUCCUCCUGGAAGGUGGGGCCACCUACGUUCCCACAGACUCCCGCCAAGGCUGGUGGAGCCCUCAGGAAGCGCGCGACUGCUGCUGCGGAGGAUAUUAGUGCCGAAUGUCCUCCUUCCAGCAUAGUGGAGAUGGUACCACCUUUAGGGACCCCCACAUUGGUAAGAGGCGAGUCUCCGCCACGUGCUCUCUCGCCAUGUGCUCCUUCGCCACGUGCUCCCUCGCCUCGUGCCCCUUCGCCGUGCGCUCCAGCGCCUGCUCCCGCUCCCGAUCCUCCACCGGCGCAAGGGAGCGAUAUGGAUCGCUUGAUCAUUGCGGUGGAGCGAUUAAUUGACCGGAAAAUUUCGGCGCUACGGGAGGAAAUACUUCCGGCCCCGGUGAUAAGGCCUCCGUUGAGAGCCGACCAGCUGGUAGACCAGCAGCGCCCUGCGGGCACUCCGCCAAUUAGGGCGGGAAUGAAGAAGAAGAAGAAGGCGGCUAUUAGUGCCGCAAAGGACGCUGGGACGGUUGUUAGGUCUGGCCAAGAACCGCCUGCAACCGGUAGGAGAAUCACUCCUGCCCCUCCACCACUUCCUCCGCCACCAGCACCUGCCACAACCACCGAGGCAUGGUCGCAGGUGGUUGGAAGGAAAGCGAGAAGGACAACCCGACAGGCCGCUGUCUCUGCUGCGGCAGUGCAGUCAAAGCCUCCUGCAGGUCGGCCAAUAUCGGCUGUACAAAAACGGCCCACA